Messenger RNA from Dermacentor albipictus, 2683 nucleotides. RefSeq lists its product as uncharacterized. Lineage: Eukaryota; Metazoa; Arthropoda; Arachnida; Ixodida; Ixodidae. The record is from RefSeq and is a predicted model, not a curated record.
CAGCUGUUUCUGAGGAAGAAGUAGAAGAAGAUGUAUUGCCGCCGCGGUGCGCCAUUUCACCAAAGAACAAGGACAAGGUGUGCCUACGGCACUUAAACGGGAUGAUGCAUCGGGGAAGCGUCAGUAACAUAUCAAACUACAUGCCUGACACUCCAGAAGAGAGGUUACCGCCACGAAAAGUCGGCCGGAGUUCGAGGGCGGUUUUACUGGUCACCAGUGGCUGCUUGUGCUACAACUGCGUCUUCCUCUUCGCGGUGCCCAACGAUUGGGGAUUCGAAAAAAUCGGGAUGCAUCAAACUCAAGGAGAACUGGCGCUCAACACUGUGUACAACAUCGUGCUCUUCACAAACGCAGCCAGUGACGUCAUCCUCAUAUUCAGCAUUUAUUUUAAAGAGUGCACGCAUGCAGAUUCCGAAGGUCGCAACAUCAUCGGAAUAUUGAAAAUGUUCAUCGCCUGGAACGCCGUCACCAUCUUCCUCUGCUGGAUCGCUGCGUGCAUUCAAGUUCAUUACAGGUACAGCCAGGUACUUCAAGACGCUGGUGAUUCGCCCAACGGCAGCCUCGAAACGAGGGGACCCAAUGUGUUUACGGUCAAUGAAGAUCACAAACCGCACGAGCAGAACCGGCAUUUUUGGAAUAUUCUCGUGUUGGUCACAGCGAUAGCAAGCGUGAGGGCGCUGGUGCUGGUGUGGUGCUACCUGAGUUACCUGUCGAAGCUGGAACAGGAGGCGGAGGCCACCCCGGUGCUUUCACUAGACCCGUCAAGCAAUUCGGUUGUGGAUCCGCGCAACCCGUGGCGCUGGUUCCAGAUCAAAAGGCGCUCCGCGAGCAGACCCCGUUCGCUCCACGGGCCCAGCGACGGUCACCAGAGUCGACGCAGCGGUGCCGGGUCACGCUCGCUCCUCGAGUGGCUAACUCCUAACCCCUGGCGAUCCGUUGUGACGUCGAGCGAGCCCACCCCCGGUCCCGGGCCUCCGCGCCCCGGCGGACGCGCCAAGACUCGAAGCCGCGGCGGUACUGGCGGUGCCCCAUCACUGGCCAGCGGGGUGAUGCACCCAGCCACGCUGUACGACCCGACAGAGCUACGUAGCCUGAGCGGCCUCGAGGACCCGCACGAGCAGAGCGCCUACGCCAUGCACGUGGUGCCCAACCUGGGGCGCGUUUCGUACAUCUGGCGCCAGUCUUCGUCCAACGCUGAGAUUCCAGCGGCGAGCAUCUCUCGCGACCAGUGGCUCCCCUUCUCAUCCAGCUUCGAGGCGAUGCAGAUCGCCGAGCUCAGAGGUCGCCGCUCAGAGGUGGGCCGGCCGCACAUGAGGCACUUCGGGGACACUGCCCCUUACGAUCCACGCCGCUUGGUCCUUCCCACAGAACCAGACGUGGUCGCCGACGAAGGCCAUGAUCUCGAGUUCCCAGUUGAGGACCAGCCGGUGCACUUGGCCCAACAAGUCAACCCAAACGAUGUUUCGGUGGAAGAGCCGACCCGAGGUGUCCUGUUCAGUUCGUCGAGGCUACUUUCGUUGCCCUCUGACGGCAUCGAUCGGACCGGAGGCUCACUCCAACAAACUGUGACGGCCACAUCGGGGCCACUCGCUCUGGAAGCACAAAUGGUGUCCCUGUUCAGUGGAUGGCACGAGGACGUCCAUCAGGGCUCCACUAGCUCCGGAGCCGGUCCGCCUAGCCAGGACUUGCCUCGCCUGUUGUCAUUGCCACAGGAACGGCCCAUUGUUCUCGACCCAAAGCGAGUCAGCUUCGGUGUCGACAUUGCAGAGGCCGCCACUCCACCACGCUUGGACGGCAGAAAGGAAGCAGAAAAUGAGGCUGAGGGCCGUCGCUUGCUAGCGCAAGAAGUCUGUGGCUGGGAUCGGACGACCGACGACGCAAAGAAUCUUCAACAGGAUGAUCCCGGAAGAGCAGCAGAGUCAACAAGCGCUGCCGUAACCUCUAAGGAAAGUAGCAGUUCGGUGCCUGUACAGAGGAUCCAGCCGAUAAGGGGUCGACGAGAGACACCGCCUUUCAUCAACCCUCAGGUUCCGACUAUAUGGAGCGCCCGGCGUUCUGGCGCCUUCCUUUUUUCGCCGUACAAAGUGGUAACUCGAGACAGCGCCCAACAGACGGACUCAUAAUUGCGCUGUUAUAUUUGCGUGCGAGAAAUAGGCAUGAUCUGCCCAGAUCACACUUGCCUAAGGUCGGUAAACUGAAGAUGUCAAAAUGUGGAAAUGGACAAUGGUUAGAGCGAAGCCCACACCACGUCGCACGUUUGCCUCAGCUUUCUGAAUUUGUAGGGGUGCGAAAAAAUAGCAGCCACAUUGCUUUCUGCUUGGAGAUUCUGAUAAGUUUGCGUACUGCAUUUUUCGUAGGUAAAUUGAGGUACGUACUUUGGGCAAACAAAGAAAUGUGGCAACGUUUAAUAUAGAUGAAUUUAAAUGCUUCGCGCUCUACUUUGGGAGGUCGUUCUACAUAUAAAUGAGACGGUCAUGUCUUAGCAAAGACUCUUCGUGGCCAUGCCUGUAACUUUUGCGCUGCGCCUUUGUGUCACACAUAGAUAUUAUUGGGGAUGAUGCUGCUUUUAGAAAUACCUUGCAGCAUACUUCGUGACUGGAUGUUUGUCCGAAUCCCGACGACGCUCUGAGAGUCGUGUGGAGCGAUUGUAUCAGCAGCGAAGGCAGUAUAUUGUUCAAGUGUU